This is a messenger RNA of Clonostachys byssicola, 1677 nucleotides long. The record is from the annotation of a GenBank genome assembly. Lineage: Eukaryota; Fungi; Ascomycota; Sordariomycetes; Hypocreales; Bionectriaceae.
AUGUCCUCCAAGAAUGAAUACGAUUUCAUCAUUGUUGGUGCUGGCCCGGCUGGUUGCAGUCUCGCACGUGGGCUUGCCAACAGCCUGAGCCGGCCAUCCGUUUGCUUAGUCGAGGCUGGCGGUAUCAACAAUGACGCUAGCAACCGCGUGAUUGGAAACCUCUUUGUACAGAAGAUGAACCCGGAACAGGCCAAGUUGUAUGAAAGCAAGCCCCAGAAGGCUCUCUCCGGUCGCAAAAUCGAUCUAACCCGUGGCGCCGGCCUCGGUGGCUCAUCAGCAGUCAACUUCACAGCCUGGACCGUUCCGCCUCGUGACGACUUUGAGGCCAUCGCGAAUGUCACUGGAGAUCCCUCCUGGCGCAUCCGGAGGUCCCAGCUGGAACAGAGAUAUUUGAACCCCAAAGCUGCCGACCAUGGCUAUGCAGGUCCUCUCCAUAUCGGGUUUGAUGAUAGAUGGGAUAUCUAUGCCACUGAGAUGAUGGAAAAUUGGUCAGAUAACGGAUGCCCAAUCAACCCUGAUCUGGGCAAUGGCGAUUUCCUCGGGAUUUCUAUUUGCCCAAAGACUGUACAUCGUGGCACUCGUGUCACGGCCGACAACCUCCUUUACCCGCUCCCCUCUAACCUCCACAUAAAGACGGCGUCUCAUGUGCGCCUGGUUAUAUUGGAAGGAAAGCGGGCGGCCGGCAUUUCCCUGCUCGAUGGCACGGUGCUGAGUGCGCGCAAAGAAGUGAUUCUCUCCGCUGGUGCCCUCGACACACCCAAGAUCCUAAUGCACUCUGGAAUUGGGCCGGCCGAACAGCUCAGCAAGUUUGGCAUUCAGACCAUUGUUGAUAAUAAAUUCGUGGGUCAGAACACCAAGGACCACUACCAUGUAGCCUUGAAGUACGGCCGGUCCGAGGAAUCAAACAAGGUCGCAGCCUUCUUCCGCGAUAAAGCCCGCCAGGAAGCAGCCCUCCGCGAGUGGAACCUCUACCGAACCGGCGACUUCACUAACCUGGGAACGUCCAUGAACAUGGGAUUCUUCAAGAGCGAUGCUGUCCUCAAGAGUCAAGAGUUCGAGAGUCUGCCUAAAGAGGAACAGGCCCGUCUUGAAAUGCCCACUGUUCCCACGUACGAGAUUGCUGUUCUGGGUAUUGCUCCUGAAUACUAUCUAGCUCCCGAAACGAGCCCUCCUCUGCUGUCUGUUCUCGUCUUUGUUCAUAACUCUCAGUAUAAUGGUAGCAUGAGGCUUGUUUCAGAUGACCCUACCGUGCCAUUGGACUUUGACGUCGGUUUCAUGGCUCAUCCUUACGACCGACGUGUGGCUAUCGAAGCAACCAAGGAAGUCAUGAAAGUCACUGGCAGCACCGCCUUCAGAAAGGAUGAGCACCCUACUCAGGCCGCCUUUGACGUACCCAAGGAUGAUAGCGACGAGAGCAUCCUAGCAUUCUGGAACAAGGAUUGCACAAGCACAUGGCAUACUGUCGGUAGCUGUAAGAUGGGUCGUCGUGGUGAUGAGACUGCUGUUGUGGAUACUCAAUUUUCUGUAAAGGGCGUCAAGGGUCUUCGUGUCGCCGAUCUGAGUGUCUUGCCCGUUCUUGUGAGCUCCCAUACGCAGGCUGCCGCCUAUCAGAUUGGUAUGUUGGCUGCCGAGAAGCUCAUACCAGAGUACCGUCUCAACGGAAAGCCAGCCUUGUAA